AUGAAGACAUCAUCAUUUCUCGGCAAUGGUGGGCCAGCGGCUCUGGCUGCGGUCUGUUUCGGUCUGCUCAGUUCGGGCGUCCGGUCGGAGACGGCGGAGCGUGACUUUCAUAUCGCCUCGGUCGGUGAUCGGCUCGUCCUCAACGUUUACAACGAGCUGGGAAACGCGAGCACCAGCAUCCACUUCCACGGCUUCUUUCAAAACGGCACCAACCACAUGGACGGGGCUGUUGGUGUGACCCAGUGUGGCAUUCCACCGGAUGAGUCCUUUACCUAUGAUAUUGAGCCAGGCACAUACUGGUAUCAUGCACACAACAACGGCCAGUACCUGGACGGCUUGCGAGGAACGAUUGUGGUGCACGACCCGGUCGGGCCCCACGAGGACCAGUAUGACGCCGAGAUUGUGUUGAGCCUGUCAGAUUGGUAUCAUCGGCUCAGCUCGGAGCUGCUGGGCGAUCUGAUCAGUCCGGGGAACCCGACCGGGGCUGAGCCGGUGCCUCAAGCAGCGCUGCUGAACGACACACAGAACCUGCAGGUGCCGGUCGAGCCGGGAAAGACGUAUCUUGUUCACAUCGCCAACGUGGCCGGCUUUGCCGCAUUCCGCCUCUGGUUCGAGGGACAUUCGAUGCGCGUCGUCGAGGUGGACGGCGUCUGGACCGAGCCGGCCGAUGCUUCCGUGCUCUACAUCGCGGCCGCCCAGCGCUACAGCGUCCUGCUAACGAUGCGCAGCGACGCUGCGGCCAACUUUGCCAUGGUUGCCGCCAUGGACUGCGACCUGUUUGACGACAUCCCCGACGGCCUCGCUGCCAACGUCAGCGGCUGGUUGGUCUAUGACAGGGCGAAGCCGCUGCCUGAACCAACGCCUCUGGCCAGCUUCGACGACCUCGACGACUUUGGCCUCGUUCCCUACGAUCGCCAGGCGCUGCUAGACCACGUUGACCUGACCAUCACGCUGGCUGUCAAGAUGGACAACCUCCGCGACGGGGCAAAUUACGCCUUUUUCAACGAUCUGACCUACGUCGCCCCCAAGGUGCCCUCGCUCUAUUCUGCCCUGACGGUCGGCGCAGCCAACGCGACCAAUUCGCGGGUCUACGGCACGUACGCCAUCCCACAGGUGCUGCCACAUCUCGCCGUCGUCGAGGUUGUCGUCAACAACGGCGACGACGGCAUGCACCCCUUCCACCUGCACGGUCACAAUUUCCAGGUCGUCUCGCGGUCUGCAGACGACGCCGGCGACUACAACAGCAACUCGCCUGCCCUUCCUGCCAUUCCGAUGCGUCGCGACACUGUCUCUGUGUGCCCCAACGGCAACGUGGUCGUCCGGUUCCGCGCCGACAACCCCGGUGUCUGGCUGUUUCACUGCCAUAUCGAGUGGCACAUGGAACAGGGCCUCAUCGCCACCUUUGUUGAGGCACCAGAAGCCUUGCAGGGCCUCUCGAUCCCGCCCGACCACCUCGCCGCCUGUGCCGCCGCCGGAACGCCCACGGCUGGAAACGCCGCCGGAAACACGCACGAUGUGCUCAAUCCCCAUGGCCAGAACAAGCCGCCGCCGCCACCACUGUACAGGCGCUUCACGUCAAAGGGCUACAUCGCGCUCUUCUUCAUCACCGCUGUCGCCAUGCUCGGCAUGGCUUACAUCGCCAAGCAUAGCUUGAUAAAGGCAGCCAUAGAGGAGACGAGCAUCGAGAGCCAGCCUUUGAUACCGGAGGAAGGGGGGGCGGCAGCUGUGACGGCAUUGGCCGCAGAGGAGCACUUCGACGUGAUCAAGGUGUUUGAGAGGCGAGAAGAUCCCGGUGGAACAUGGAUCUACGACGCAGUGCCUCCCAGCUUCGGCCUCACUCCGGGAGCUCUACCUCCUGUCAUCGACAAGCCGUUGGCCAUCCCAUCAGCUUUGCCGAGGACGACGACGCAUUCGAUGCAGGAGCGCUAUGCGAUCACGCCCAUAUACGACGAUCUGACCACCAACGUACCCGAGAUCGCCAUGUCCCUCUCGGACCAGCGGUUUCCAUACGGCCCCUUUGUCCCACACUGGAUUCCGAAAAACUACAUUCGCCAGUACAUCUCGACCCACGGCCAGGACGGGCGUCUGGUCCUCAACACGACCGUCGAAGACAUCACACGACUGCCGAAUGCGAGCAGUGAAAAGCACGACCGAUGGCGCCUGACCCUGCGGCGCCAUGACCUCACCCGCAACGUGGACGAGUGGUGGGAGGAGGAGUUUGACGCCGUCAUCCUGGCCAACGGACACUACUCUGUUCCGUAUGUCCCGUUUGUGCCCGGCCUCGCCGACUAUCUCGAGCGAUUUCCCGGCCGGGUGGUGCACUCCAAGACGUACCGCUCGCCGAAGCCGUUUGCUGGGAAGCGCGUCCUGGUGAUCGGCAACUCGGCGUCCGGCCACGACGUGACAGACCAGCUGCUCCGCUCCGGCCUAGUGAGGAGCCCACUCUACCAGUCGCGCCGCUCAACCUCGCGCUGGGACGGCGAUGAGCCGCCGGCCGGCCUCGUCUGGAAGCCCAUCAUCACCGAGUACACGUCGGACGGGACCAUCAUCUUUGCCGACGGAUCGACUCUCGGCCCCAAGGACAUCGACGUCAUCGUCUACGCCACCGGUUACAAGGCCUCGUAUCCCUUUUGGAACGUCGAGGCCAACGGCCGGCCGCUGUACGACUACGACGCGAACCGCUUCGUCGGCACCUUCCAGCACACCUUUGUGCACGACUUGGCCACGCUCGCCGUCAUCGGCCUGCCGCGCACCCUGACCUUCCGCUCGUUCGAGUACCAGGCCAUUGCCAUUGCGCGCGUCUGGGCCGGCCGUGCGCGGCUGCCGCCUGAGGACGAGCAGCGCCGCUGGGAGAGCGAGCGCGUGGCGCUGCGGAAGAAGGAGGACAAGAACUUUCACGACGUCGAGUGGGACUCUGGCGAGACCGCCGCCUACCUCGACUUCCUCUUCCGUCUGGCCGGUCUCCCACAGCUCGACGGCAAGGGCAGGAUUCCGCCAAUCCUCGAUGCCAAGACACGCUGGGCCAUUGAGAAUAUCCGCAAGUAUCCGCUAGGAGACCGGAAGGGCAGCCAGGAUGGCAGCAAGGACGACGGCAGGCCGUCGACAGAUGAGCGCGGCUGGGUCGUUGUCGAGCAAAAGAAGGACUCGCUCACGUUCUUGUAG
This is a messenger RNA of Grosmannia clavigera kw1407, 3162 nucleotides long. RefSeq names its product iron transport multicopper oxidase fet3 precursor. Gene Ontology annotation, biological process: cellular response to iron ion starvation; reductive iron assimilation. Gene Ontology annotation, cellular component: high-affinity iron permease complex. The record is from RefSeq and is a predicted model, not a curated record. The transcript is spliced from 7 exons. Gene Ontology annotation, molecular function: copper ion binding; flavin adenine dinucleotide binding; NADP binding. Lineage: Eukaryota; Fungi; Ascomycota; Sordariomycetes; Ophiostomatales; Ophiostomataceae. The coding region runs from base 1 to 3162 and encodes 1053 amino acids.